This is a messenger RNA of Oryzias latipes (Japanese medaka), 8332 nucleotides long. The record is from RefSeq and is a predicted model, not a curated record. NCBI's taxonomy places the organism in Eukaryota, Metazoa, Chordata, Actinopteri, Beloniformes, Adrianichthyidae.
UUUGAGGCAGGCUUAAAACACAGAAAACCUGGAGCCAAGUCAGUUCACCAAGUAACCACUAGAGGACUUGUAGGACAGGAACUGUUCAUUGACAUGGGAAUGUACCUGUGCAACAAGAACAAAUGUAUUGUUCCAAAACCCUGCCAGAUCUCAGUGGAUUAAGAGUAGUUAUGACAACUAAACUAGGUGUGCCUUGACACUGAGUCAUCUGGACUUAUUGUCUUUUCAGAAAGAGACAAUAAGUCCAGAUUCCAUGACUCAACAUGAUGUCAGCGUCACCUGUAUGAAUGAGUGUCUUUAUUGUGAUAUGAACUAGGUGUACAUUUUUGUAAACGUAGUUUUUAUUUUUUAGGCGAACCAAAAAAUGCCAUCAAAAGGGUGAAGAAUGAUGAUUGACCAUUGAAUUUCCUGUUCUGCUUCAGUCUUACUGGUUGACUUUUGAUAGCAGUUAGGUUUGUUUGUCCCGCCUACUCAUCGACUAUUAGAAAGGUCAGCUGAUGUCAUAUCCUGUUAAAAAAACAUUUAACAUUGGCCGUAUAUGUUUAAAUGUUUACAGUUUUUGGUUCAAAGGUCAAUACAGAUAUGCAUCCUUCAAUGAUAGUGUGCAUUGGUGCGCUUAAUCAUUGGUUGUUCUUUGACAUAGAGACUCAUGAAUUGGUCUGAAACAUCCCAAAAACACAACGGUUGCUAUGGUCCACUCACCUAUACCAUGGCUCCAAUUUUGAAUACAACUUUUUAGAAUCAUAAGGUUGCUGGAGCCUAUCUGAGUUACUGUUGGACGAAAGUGGUUUACAUCCUGGACAGGGAACUGAAAGGGUCGCAGCGACACACUGCCACUUAUACUUACAUUACAACUGUGUUGUGUUUUGUAGAAAAAUAAUUUGGAUUGUUUUAGUUUGUGAUGCCAAACAAGAGUGACGUUUUACGUGCAAAAAUAACAGCUUUGUUGCUUUAAAUUGACCAUAACUAGCUCUUUUUGUCCAGAGUUGAUGCCAGAUUAUUUUCUAAGAAGAAUAUUUGGUGUAAUAUUUUAUUUGGGACAGUCAAGGGCCAAGUGACGAGACAACACCUACAGUGUUGUUUUUUCAAAUCCUUAGUCAAAGAAAGCUGAAGGCUGAAUGCAGCAAAUGAGCUGCUGAAAACAGUCUUUAUGUUUGUAAUCCUUUCUGAGUAAACUGCCUGUCAACAGAUAAAGUCUCAGAAUAUCCAAAUAUAAUGGCGCUUUUUAGAAGUUAAAAGUGAAACUGAGCAAUUAAUUAAACUGUAUUCAAGCGUGUUCAAAGCAUUUUUCCCACACAAAUCUUUUGCUUGCUGCCAAAUGCGACUCCACCGUUUAUUUCGUAUUUUCUAAUGCAAGUCAGCUCUUGCAGCUGCUUCUCGGUUGCGUAAAAACAAAUCACGAUUUUCCUUGUAUUUCAGUAUUGUGUUCCUUUUAUAUUUAUCUCUGGCAUGUUUUCUGUCUGGUUGAACCAGUUUUCUUUUCAGUAUCUGGUUCUUCUGUAUAGUGGGACAGACAAGUAGAGACUCAUCAAAGUUCUGACAGUUGACAUUGCAGCUCAACUGUAUCUUGGGUGUCUUUUCCCUAAUGUGGGAAAACGCUUCACGGUCACUUGAAAUCUUCAGCAAACCCUUCAACAGAUUGCUGUAAAGUUCAGGGCAUAAAUUCAGCUGAAAGCAGCUAAAUGUCUCAUGAAGAAACCUAAAUCUGAAAACAAACAAAGAUUUGAGUCUUAGGGGUUAAACUUGUAGGGGAUUGUGACAUCACCGACCCAGAUUACAGCAGAGCUGUCUGCUCUUUUUUUCUCUUCAAGCCACGUCUUGGUUCUUUUGAAACAGGUGGUGCAGAGUUUUUUGCAGAGUCAAAGUGUCACGCCUACAUGAAGUGAACUUAUGGCAAAACCACGUCAAACGCAUUUUGGGUUUCUAUCUUUAUCUGGACGCCUCCCUGGGGAGGCCCCGGGGAAGACCCAGCACACGCUGGAGAGACUAUGGCUCUCGGCUGGCCUGGGAACACCUCGUGGUCCCCCCAGAGGAACUGGAGGAAGGGGCGUCUGCUUAGACUGCUGCCCCCGUGACCCGGUCCAGAAUGUCCGGAAGAAGAUGGAUAGAUGGAUGGAUGGAUCUUUUUCUUCUUGAUAUUGAUAAAAACAGCUGGAUACCAAUAAUUUUAUAUGAUAUCUGUGUGGGAAAUAGAGAUUUUUUUAUUUAUAAGUUGGACAAGAUAAUGUGGAAGCUAAGCUCCCCACAACAGUUUUGUUUUGUUAAUUGUGCAAAACACCUUGCAUGUUGUGCAUCUUUAAGACGCCACUAGGUGGCGCUUGCAAAAUUCUGAGAAGAGAGAGAGUUUUUCUGAGAAAGACCAGCACGUUAACAGGGUCCGUGGCUGGUGAGCUAAAAACGAAAAAGGAAGUGCAGUUGCCUUUUCAUGUCGGUGGACUAAUAAACAACUGAAUUCUAUCAAGCGGCCUCCUCAUCUCUUUCAAGAGUGCAACAAAAUUUGGUAGCAGAGGAUGGUUCAGCGGUGCAUGGACAGCCUUUGAGUCGGACCGAAGGGAAAGGAGCACGAUGGAGUUGGAGCAGCUACAGGACAAGCUAAGUGAAGCCUUGGUGCAGCUACAGCCUGAGCAGCUACAGAAGGUAUGCUCUUUUGCGAAGAUCGACCCGGGACUGUUAUCCAAAAAGCACACGCUGAUAAGAUUGAUAAGUGAAGAAGUAGAAAAAAUUGUUGAAAGCGAAGAGGAGGAUACCACGUGCGCUUUUCUGCUUAAGCUAAUCAGCUAUGCUAAUGAGGCUAAGCCAGCCACGCUGCAGCCUUCCCCGCCACCGCAGCUUCAAACCGCAGACACAAGUCAUGAUCAUGCUGAAGCUCUUUUGAGUUUACAAAAGCAAUAUGCGGUUCUGCAGGAAAGUUUCGUAGAGUCAACUAAGCGGAUUGAAGCAGAAAUGGCCAAAUUAACAAUGAGAGGGGCAGGCCAAGCACAAAGUCACCCGAGUCUGACGCAGCACGUGGUCCCCCCAGCUCCUACUCUGCCUGAAGUGAGCAUUAGAAAAGAGUUUCGGAUUAAUGGCCAGAUCGGAGAGCGGGGACAAAAGGACAAAUUGUCUUAUUCAAACCUCAUCCACCAGAUUGACAUGGGUUUAAAGAAAAAUCACAGUGAGGCUGAUAUCAUUGAAGCGGUUGUCAGAGCAGUGAGUCCUGGUCUCAGCUUGCGUGAUAUGCUGGAGAUAAAGUCAGACCUCACCCUCUCACAGUUGCGGACAAUCCUGCGUGGACAUUAUAAAGAGGACAGUUCCACUGAUCUUUACAAUUGCUUGAUCAAUCUCACCCAAGAAUGUAAUGAGUCACCACAGAACUUUUUGUUUCGGGCCAUUGAAUUAAAAGAAAGACUGUUGCUAGCAUCAAAAGAGCCUGGUGCAGAAGAACAGUACAGCCCCGAGUUGAUUCAGAGAAAGUUCCUGAGGGCUGUGGAAACUGGACUGUUAAGUGCUGAUAUAAAAUAUCAACUAAAGCGCUACUUGGAGGAUCCAGCUGUUACUGAUGAGCACCUGAUAGCCAAAAUAAAUGCAGCUGCUAGUCUUGAAUGGGAAAGAAAGCAAAAGUUCAAAAAGCACGUCAGAGAACCCAGGGUCAAAGAAGUCAGAGUGGAAGCCCAAGCAGGUCCAGAGACGGCAGUGGCCAGUGUGAGUAGCCGACCAUGUCCUACAAUGACAAAAGGUAAAACGCCUGAAAUGCCAAAUGCAACACGCACGGAAUCAGAGCUUCUUGACAUGGUAACACAGCUUAAAGGGGAAAUGGAAGAGAUAAAGAAAGCCAUUCGUGAGUCUCCCCGAGCCCCUUUUCAUUUCAGAACCAACAGGAAAAGAGGGUGCAAGAGCUGUCAGGCUGCAAACAAUGGAGAGCAAUGCGACCACUGUUUCAAAUGUGGGAGGAGUGGCCAUUUGUCACGGGACUGUAGAUCUGGAAAAACACAAGGUAAAGGGCCAGUAAACAUGGCUGCUAGCACUGUCAUCACCAGACCUACACAAGCUGAGACACAAGAGCUUUACCAGCUAGUAACAGACAGCAUUCAGAAAUUAGAGGCAAGGUUGGCAGCUAAAACAGAGUCAACUCCGGAUAAAGAAACCAUUAGUGUCAAUCUACUGUCCCCAAAUCGCAGAUCACAGCUUCUCAACCUGAUUGGAAAAAAAUAUGUGAUUUCCUGCUCACUUAAUGAUGUGGAAACAAAAGCUUUGUGGGACACAGGAUCGCAGGUCUGCCUCAUAAAUGAGACUUGGAGACAACGCAACAUGCCAAACACAACAGUCAGGGAUCUAAUAGAGUUAGUUGGUCCAGAUAUGUUGGAUGGGAGGGCAGUAAACCAGACACCAAUUCCAUUUUCCGGGUGGGUGGAGGUUACUUUUAAACUUCCAACAGACACUUGUUCGAAAAUCGAGCUGCUUGUCCCAGUGUUAGUGGCAUCCGGAGUGGGAGUGGCGGAGCAACCCAUAAUUGGAUUUAAUGUGAUUGAACAGGUCCUUAAGAUGGGCAUAGAACCUCCUGAUGCAAUCAGUGAUGCAGUCAGCACCGCCUUUUCCUUUGAUUGUAAAAAGACUGAAGUUUUCUUAAAAGUGAUGCAAAAUGGAGAGGAUGGCUUGGGAGAAGGCAUUGUAAAAUUGGGUUGUGACACAGUGACUGUUCCUGCUGGCCAAACUAAAACAGUAAAGUGUUUUGUCCGAACUGGCACCCUUACAGACGCACAGGAUGUACUGUUUGAGCCGAGCCAACACACUCAAUUACCAGAGGGGUUACAGGUGCAGAAGGGGGUAGUAAGGUUAAAAAGAGGAAAACGGGCAGCAGUAACGAUUCCAAUUACAAACAGUACAACUUAUGACAUUCGGCUGCCAGGUAAAACCAUUUUUGGGCAAACGCAAAGACUCAAGGUCAUCUACCCUGCAGAAAUGAGACCCACUACGGUAGGGCAGGUUGGGACAAACACAGUAAACUCAAAGGCGGAAAACGGAGAAGGCAAAGAAACAGACCUCACUGAAAAGGAGCCGGUGGACGCCUGGGAACCUCCGGUUCCCCUGGAUCACCUUUCUCCAGCCGAGAAAGACAAAGUCAAACAGCUUUUAAGGGAGGAGAGAGAUGCUUUUGCACGUGAUGAGUAUGAUGUAGGUACAAUUCCCUCUCUGCAGUUGAAAAUAAGACUGAACGACCCCACCCCUGUUAAAAAGACAUACAUUUCAGUCCCCAAGCCACUUCAUAAAGAAGUAAAAGAAUACUUGGAAGAUCUGUUAAACAGGGGUUGGAUAACCAAAUCAAAGUCAUCUUACUCAAGUCCCAUUGUCUGUGUGCGGAAAAAAGAUGGGGGCCUUCGCCUGUGCUGUGACUUCAGGGAGCUAAACAAAAAGUCAAUACCCGAUCGCCACCCUAUUCCCCGCAUACAGGACAUGUUAAACAGUCUGAAGGGAAGUGCCUGGUUCUCAGUCCUCGAUCAAGGCAAGGCAUAUCACCAGGGCUUCCUGGAAGAAUCCAGCCGUCCCCUCACUGCAUUUAUUACGCCCUGGGGUCUCUUCGAAUGGGUAAGAAUUCCCUUCGGUUUGUCCUCAGCUCCAGCAGCAUUCCAGAGAUCAAUGGAGGAGUGUUUGUGGGGGUUGAGGGAUGAUAUCUGUCUGCCUUACCUCGAUGAUAAUCUUGUUCAUUCACAGACUUUUGAUGAUCAUCUGCGGGAUCUAAGAGACGUCCUACACCGAUACAAAAGCCACGGAGUGAAGUUGACUCCUCGUAAAUGUGAGGUUUUCAAAAAAAAGUGAAACAGAGCAAGCAGUCACUUCCAUUGCUGAACUUCCAAAAACAGUCUUGAGAAGGGCUCAAGAAGAAGAUGCAGUCCUAGGAGAUGUUGUGCGCUAUGUGGAGUCAAAUCAAUGGCCAAAAAGUGGAAAACGUCUUAAUAGCAAAGUUGCAGCAUUAUUUAGAGAAAAACACAAACUAAAAAAAGGUGAGGAUGGGCUAAUUUACAGACAGACUGCAUCCCGCACCCAGCUGCUGUUGCCUCAGAAGUAUCACAAGCUAGUUUAUAAGGAGCUUCACGAAAAGAUGGGUCACUUAGGGGUGGAGAGAGUCAUGAAUCUAAUCAGAGAGCGAUUUUACUGGGCUAACAUGCAGAAAGAUGUAACACAUUACAUCACAAAGGUGUGCAGCUGUUUAAAAAACAAGCGUCCCAACAGGCCCACAAGAGCCCCUUUGACUAACAUCAUCACCACCUACCCCUUUGAGCUAGUCUCUGUGGACUUCCUGCAUCUGGAAAGAUGCAAAGGCGGUUAUGAGUAUAUUCUGGUUUUAAUGGACCAUUUUACACGUUUUGCUCAAGCCUACCCCUGCCGCAACAAAGCCGCCCACACUGCCGCUGAGAAGAUCUUUGGAGACUUUGCACUCAGGUUUGGGUUCCCCACCCGUCUCCACCACGAUCAGGGAAAAGAGUUCCAAAAUAAACUGUUUGCAAAGUUACAGGAGUAUAGUGGUGUCCAGGGGUCCAGAACAACUCCCUACCACCCACAAGGAAAUGGGCAGGUGGAGCGGUUUAACCGCACUUUGUUGGCUAUGCUCAGAAACCUGCCAGAAGCAGACAAGGCUGAUUGGAAGUCGUCUCUUGCCAAGGUGGUUCAUUCCUAUAACUGCACCAGGAGUGAGGCAACGGGAUAUGCACCCUAUUACCUUUUGUUCGGCCGCAGCCCAAAGCUCCCAAUCGAUCUAAUGUUUGGUCUAGAAACCAGAGAACAGAGUUCAUCUCAACAGGACUACGCAGAAAAAUGGAGAGCUAAAAUGGCUGAAGCUUAUAGGCUAGCCUCAAAGUCAGCUCAAAAGGAAGCCAUGAGAGGAAAAGCCCUGUACGACAGAAGGACAUAUGGUGCAGAAUUGCUUCCUGGCUCCAGAGUGCUUGUUAGAAACCUAACAGAAAAAGGAGGGCCAGGAAAACUAAGAUCAUUCUGGGAACAUCGAGUUCAUGUAGUAACCCAAAGGAAGCACCAAGACACCCCAGUGUAUGAAAUUAAACCUGAAAAUGGCAAAGGACGCACCCGGGUAAUGCACAGAAAUUUACUCUUGCCAUGUGACUUUCUCCCGCUGGACACAGAAGACUCUCAACAAGAAAAAAUGAGAAAGAAAAGAUACACUCAAGAACAUCAGGUGAACACUCGAGAGAGCUCAGCUGAUGAAGAAGAGGAUGAAGAGUGCUGGCGUGCGAUUAGCGGACUGCCAGCUGGAAGGGAUACACGCAGCCGCCUUCAACUCAGAGCUGAAGCGCCAGUGUUUCACCCCUACAACAAAAGAAGUCAAGAGAGUGAGAACAGCGACUCAGAUGAAGAUGCAGGACCACUGGAGCCUGAUGAUGCAAUGGCUCCAGGUGACCCAGCUGAGAAAGAUGAGGUCCAGGCAGAGGUGCCGUUUGAGUCCAGUUCCAGUGACCAGGAAGAUCCUCCCUACAACUCUGUGAAACAGUAUCCUUUCCGACAAAGAAAAAAAAGACAAGUGUUUACCUAUGAUAAAUUAGGUCUGCCUAGCACUUCAUAUGUUUAAGUGUAAAAAUGAAGUGUAACAAAUAGGCUAUGUUAAAGAAAAAAAAAAACAUUAAGUUAAUGAAUAGUUGUAAUGUUAAACUUAUUCUAAUAUUGACCAAUAUUUGUUAUGUUUAGAAAAAAAAAAGAUUUUAGUAUGUUUGAUUACCAGGCAAAAGAGCCACAUGUGGGUUACACUGGUAGGUUAUUUCUAUGUUGAGUGCCUUACUCUCAGGAAAGAUGCAGAUACCCUCUGUUGGUGGUUGGUGUAGGAGACUGUCAUCGUGCACAAAGGCAUCUUCUACAGACAUGCAGCAUGGAAAAAAAGGAGAUACAUGCUGUAUUGUGGACUGUAACCAGUUAGCAUCUUGAUUUACACUAAUGUUCCUGACUCCUACAUAGUGUGACCCUGCUUUCAUGUAAUACGUUGUUUCCAUAUGUGGACUGUUGAUAAUUGAUGUUUACAUUUUUUUUCUCAGAUAUUUUAGAAUGUCGAGGCGACAUUACAAUUUUGAGGGGAGAGUGUGGGAAAUAGAGAUUUUUUUAUUUAUAAGUUGGACAAGAUAAUGUGGAAGCUAAGCUCCCCACAACAGUUUUGUUUUGUUAAUUGUGCAAAACACCUUGCAUGUUGUGCAUCUUUAAGACGCCACUAGGUGGCGCUUGCAAAAUUCUGAGAAGAGAGAGAGUUUUUCUGAGAAAGACCAGCACGUUAACAGGGUCCGUGGCUGGUGAGCUAAAAACGAAAAAGGAAGUGCAGUUGCCUUUUCAUGUCGGUGGACUAAUAAACAACUGAAUUCUA